Chlamydomonas reinhardtii is the source of this 2784-nucleotide messenger RNA. RefSeq lists its product as uncharacterized. The record is from RefSeq and is a predicted model, not a curated record. Bases 146 to 2590 code for a protein of 814 amino acids. Gene Ontology annotation, molecular function: acyltransferase activity, transferring groups other than amino-acyl groups. The transcript is spliced from 8 exons. Lineage: Eukaryota; Viridiplantae; Chlorophyta; Chlorophyceae; Chlamydomonadales; Chlamydomonadaceae.
CCAACCGCCAGCGCUUUGAUCCGACCGGGAUCGUGACCCCCUAGUCUGCAGUCUAUGUCCUGUCUUGUGGUCGCUGCUAUGCUUCAUGCGUCCUAGCGGGUCCGUUGUGCGAACUUGUGUCGGUUCGCAGCGAUACAAGUGGGCGAUGGGCGCGAAGAAUUCUCGCUCGGCGCCCGCUGUGCCUGCGGCCGCGGCGCAAGCAAUUAAAGCACCGACGGGUAUCGUCACUAUCGAGUCAAAUGAGCUCGUGGCCGCCCCGACCAGCCGCACGGCCCCUGCGGACGACGAGCGAGCUCUGUCGACUGGCGACCAGUGUUUGCUGGGCCUGAGUGACGUGUGUGCUCAGCUGCUGCUGGAGGAGGCGCUGAGUGCUGAGCUGCUGCGGGCCGCACUGGCGGAGGCGCUGGCGGCCGUGCCGUGGUUUGCAGGCCGACUGGUGCUGCGGCAGUCCGGCGCCUUUGAUGUGUCCUGCUGCAACAGCGGCGCCCGGCUGGUGAUCGCAGCCACCUCCGCCAGCCUUCAGCAGGUGGAGGCAGACAUCACGCCUCCCAAACCUCCCCUGAGGUCUCGUGCCGCUGCCGCCACUGCUACUGCCGCCGCUGCCACGGCCGCUGAUGGAGCUGCUACAGCCGCCGCUGCUACAGCCGCCGCUGCAGCGGGCGGGUUCGCAGCUUGCCCGGGUGACCGCAGCGGCAUGGCUGGCGGAAGCGGUGCUAACCCGUGGGUGUGGCAGGAGUUUGCGAUGCCGCGAGACCCCAUGGCCAUUGUGCAGGACAAGCUUCCCCUGGCCUCCGUGUACCUGCUGCACCUGCGCGGCGGCGGCUGCGUGCUGACGCUCACAGCCUACCACGGCAUGGCCGACUUUGAGUCGCUGCAGACCUUUGCCGCGCACCUCUCGGCCGCCUACAACAGACAGCUACAGCUAACCGGGGAGGAGAGGGCGCAGAAGCCGCCGGCUGCAGCGCCGCCGCUGACUGAGGCCCCGGCGCCGCCUCCAGGGCUGUCAGUGGAGCAGCGGAACCAGCAGCAGCGAGGUCAGAAACAGGAGGUGGUUGUGGCUGUGGCGUCGACUGCGGCAGCAGUAGCAGGGCCUGCCGCAGCUGCUGCUACUGCCGCCCCGCAUGCGCCGCCAGGGGUGCUGGUGGAGGUUCAGGUGGCGUCGCGUUCCGGCAGCGCAGCCGACCUGCUGCUACAGCCGCCGCAGCAGCCCGUGCUACAGCCACAGCUGCCGCUACAGCUGCUACAGCCGCCGGAGGCGCGGCGCAGCCCCCGCUAUGACCCGGGUGCAUUGGAGGCGCUGGCGGCGGCGGAGCUGCCGCCCGGCGUGCCGCCGCGUGAGCGCACGUUCGCGCCGAGCGCCGCCGAGCUGGGGGAGGCGAUGCAGCGGAUGACGCACGAGGUGGCUGUCCGCGGCGGCGGCAAGGAGCGCCGACUGUUUCACGUGCCCGCCGCCCGCGUGGCCGAGCUCAAGGCCCAGGCGACUGCGGAGCUGGCGCAGGAGAGGGAGCGCGCAACCGCGGCGGCGGCGGCGGCGGCGGCAGACCCCAGCGGCGGCGAUGACGAGGAGCGGCAGCAGCUGCAGAUGCUGAGGGACGUGGAGUUCGUGUCUACCAAGGACGCGUUCGUGGCGCGGCUGCUGCAGCUGCUGCACUCGGUCCCGCUGCGCCGCGGCACACCGCUGACACUGCUGCAGGCCGCCGACAUGCGCCGCCGCGUCGUGGACGACCUCCGGGCCCCAGCAGCCGCAGCCGCAGCCGCAACAGAAGUAGGAGCAGGGGCAGCGACAACAGAAGUAGUAGCAGCAACAGAAGUAGCAGAAAGGGCUGCAGCAACAGAAGUAGUAGCAGCAGGAGCAUCGGUGCGGGCGUCAGCGCCGUCGGCGGCACCUGCUGUCGAGAGUGCGGUCGGAGGCAGCGGCGGCCAUGGGGCCCCGACGCAGCAGCCGCACCGGGGGGUGCCGCAGCCGCUGCCGGUGUCGCAGCUGGGGAACGUGCUGGGCACGGCACGUGUGGACGGAUUGCGGGCGUCGGAGCAGAGCCUGGGGUGGGCGGCGGGGCUGCUGCGGCACUCCCUUACCAGGUAUGCCCCGGCGCAGUACCGCCGCAAGCUGUACGACGACGUACAGCUGGUGGCCGCACAUGGCGGGCGCGGCCUGAUGUACGAAUUCGUACUGGAGCGCCGGCUGCAGUACAACCUGACGGCGGUGGAGGGACCAGUGCUGGUGUCGUGCUGGGAGGUGGAGUACGAGCUGUGGCGGUUCGGUGGCCAGCGGCCGCGGGUGUUCCGAGGCCUGGGCGACAGCAGCACAAGCACCGCCAUUGUGGUGUCCUGCCCGCCGCCGCACCCUGAUGGCGACACCGCGGGCGGCGCCGACAAGAUCAGCAGCAGCAGCAGCAGCAGCAGCAGCAGCAGCAGCGACAGCAAGGGUGCUGGAGGAGGUGGAGGAGGAGAUGGAGGAGGCGGCAGGGGCGGUGGCGGUGGCGGGGGGCUGGAUGUGGCGCUGACGCUGCACCGGGCCGUGUGGGUGCAGCUGGAUGCGCGGUGGCCGCCGGGUGCGGAUGGCGGCGGCGGGCUGGCGGCGGCGUUUUGAAUGGGGCGCAAGUAAGCACGGAGAGGUUUUCGGAGGACGCAGUAAUCGUGGUGGUACGGUUGUUGACGCGUGGUGGUAUGGCUGCGGGUGUGGGUGUGCGCCCUGGACGCCGUGUUCUACUAAUAGGGAUUGGGGGGAAAGGACUCAUCGCACCCGGAUUUCCACAUCAAGGUGUGCGAUGCUCUGGAGUCCGA